Messenger RNA from Ilex paraguariensis (yerba mate), 230 nucleotides. The record is from the annotation of a GenBank genome assembly. NCBI's taxonomy places the organism in Eukaryota, Viridiplantae, Streptophyta, Magnoliopsida, Aquifoliales, Aquifoliaceae.
GCGAUCCCUUUACCUCCACUAACUCACAAAAGGUGGCAUUGACCUCUACUUCUCAAGGGGUCUCCCCUCCUCUCAUCGAGGGGUCUUCUGGAUGUGUUGGAGCAUCAUCCUCUCCUUCGUCAAUGGAGGUAGCAGGGGCUCUGGAGGCCAAGCUCCUCUCCUGCAAGGGUUUUCCUCUUCCUGGCCUGUUGAGAAGACUCCUCGCCUACGUGUGGAGGGUUUACCGAUAA